UGAGCACGCUGCAGCGCCCACAGAGAAGAUGAUCACACAGAGAGCGCUGCUAUUCUCCUUUCUACUCCUGCCUUCGGUUCUCUCCUCAGCAGCAAGACAAUACAGACCUGUAAUUGCCAAUCAGAGGGAUGUAUCACUCAGUGAUGGAGGCUACGUGGAAGCUAAAAAGUCAAAGAGAGAGAUCAUACCCUUCACCAAACUUGGCCCUGAUGAGGAUUACCUGCCCGCCGACACCCCAGAUGACUCCCAGAGCCCUGCUACAGCAGACACAUCGGAGCUGCCCACCUGCCUUCUGUGUGUGUGCCUGACCGGGUCAGUGUACUGUGAGGAGGUUGUCCCUGAGAUGACAUCUGUGCCUGCCCUGCCCAAGGAGACCGCCUACCUUUAUGCACGCUACAACAAGAUCAAAAAGAUAACAGCAAAAGACUUCGCAGACAUCGUCACUUUGAAAAGAAUUGACCUAACGGGAAACAUGAUUUCUGAGAUUGAAGAUGGGGCCUUCACAAAACUUGUACUGCUUGAAGAGCUCUCAUUGGCUGAGAACAGGCUGGUCAAACUCCCAAUGUUACCAGCCAAACUGACUUCUUUCAACGCCAACCACAACAGGCUCAGAACCAAGGGCGUUAAGGCUAAUAUCUUUAAGAAACUCUCCAAACUAACAUACCUCUACCUUGCUGACAAUGAGCUUGAGGCUGUCCCACAGCUUCCAGAGAGUCUACGCAUUCUGCAUCUACAGAACAACAACAUUACUACAGUGAGUGAUGAAACCUUCUGCAAGGGCAACAACACCCACUACAUCCGGCCCAACAUGAACGAGAUCAGGAUGGAAGGUAACCCAGUCAUCCUGGCCAAGUACCCCAACAGCUUCAUUUGCCUCAAAUCUCUGCCUAUUGGAAGAUACUCCUGAAGCAGCUCUACAGCGAUGACAAGGGGGGAAAAAAUACCAGCAGGCUCCAGCAGUAAGUCUCUACAA
This is a messenger RNA of Megalops cyprinoides (Indo-Pacific tarpon), 973 nucleotides long. It is a transcript of the gene ogna, whose product is annotated as osteoglycin, paralog a. The transcript has 6 exons. Bases 29 to 907 code for a protein of 292 amino acids. The record is from RefSeq and is a predicted model, not a curated record. NCBI's taxonomy places the organism in Eukaryota, Metazoa, Chordata, Actinopteri, Elopiformes, Megalopidae. Gene Ontology annotation, molecular function: protein binding.